Messenger RNA from Drosophila innubila, 4083 nucleotides. It is a transcript of the gene Mgat4a, whose product is annotated as alpha-1,3-mannosyl-glycoprotein 4-beta-N-acetylglucosaminyltransferase B. Gene Ontology annotation, molecular function: acetylglucosaminyltransferase activity. The record is from RefSeq and is a predicted model, not a curated record. Lineage: Eukaryota; Metazoa; Arthropoda; Insecta; Diptera; Drosophilidae. Gene Ontology annotation, biological process: protein N-linked glycosylation. Gene Ontology annotation, cellular component: endoplasmic reticulum-Golgi intermediate compartment; Golgi stack; endoplasmic reticulum. The transcript has 5 exons. The coding region runs from base 999 to 2768 and encodes 589 amino acids.
AAAAUAGCCAGAUCUAGCUUUAAAAUAGCUAAGAUGGCAACAGUGAUAAUUACUGCUCGUUGUUGUUAUUUUGUUAUUCGCGGAGAAGUUUAUUAACUUUUCCCUCACAUUCAUAAAAUAUCGCGACUGUUGCAAUAAUUGGCAAAUGCAUUUACAUAAUAACUGACCAGUUGUAACGAAAAUGUAACCAAUUGUUUAACGAGAGCAUGUAAAUUUGCAAAGCGUAUGGUAAAAAAAAGUAGCAAAUGACGAAGACACCACCCACAAAACAUACAAUACAAAUUCAAAACUAGCGUACUGUUUUCUCACUUAAUCAGUUCCUAUUAACCGCAAUUGGGGUGUCGUUUAACUAAAGUUGCGUAAAUUGCGCACUGAUUGUGCGUUAUUUGUGAAGUCGCCGCAAUUAACUGAAUAUUACGUGCACACAUGCAAAAACCCCACCGACGAUAGAACAAACGAUUCGACAAUAAUAACAAUUACAACAAACAGCAACAACGAGAAGAGGAACAAAUUGCAAGCAUUUGGCGCUGGGCCAUGUCAUGCGGAGAGAAUAGCGACAGCUGCCCCACAAAAGACGUUAAUAACAACGUUCACGGCUGAGGGUAAACCAACAAGAACAACAAGAACAACGAUUUUCACUGCCAGACUUGUUAAACCCCAAUCUGUCCCGUCCCGUCCCGUCCCUCCUAGCAGCAGCAGUGAAACUGUCCAAGAUGGGUGGGCAACCCACUUCUAUUAGUCACUAAAACGUGGCGUAAUAAUGUGGAUUGUGGAUUGCGGAGACGACAGCCAUCAGUUCAGCUAAGCGGCGAUGUGGCGACGAAUUGCACAACAAAGUCGAGCAACAAUAUUAAUACUGAACGUAUCAAAGUCGCAGUUGUAAUAAAAUCAAAAUUUGUUUCCUCAUUAUAUCUAACAAUAUAGUUAAGUGGUAAUGGAGAAUAUUGUUUCAUUGCAAUCGAAUUGAUUGAAGACCAAGCAACGAGUCAGACAACAAUAUGUUUAAGAUACGUCAAAGGAAUUGCAUGUUAAUUGCCACGGUGCUCAUACUUGCGCCCUGCAUUGUGAUAUUGAUGGUGUUGGGCCCAGAACUAUCCACCGAACAGUCGCUGACACAACGCCUGGCCGAGUGUCAUAUGCGGCUGCAGUACCUGGAAUCCAUGUAUCGUGCACGCCAGGAGGAUGUCUCCCUGCUCUCACAGUACUUGGGUCAGCUGCAGUAUAACAAUGGCAGCAAUGUGACCAAUGUAAGUCCACCUCCACAGUCGGUAGCUAAUUUCUUGGAUGCACUGAGUCCAGAGGCACGUCAGUUGCUUCGCAAUGCAUCGCAUGUGUCGAAAGCUGGCGGAUCUGGAGCGGCACGUGGCUUUGUGCCUGUGCAGAAUAUACGUCUACCGAAUGCCUAUCAUUUUCUGCCUCAUCUGCUCGACGAUGCGGGCUCCCUGCGUCCCGCGUAUCUGCAGAGCAAAGGACGAAGCGAUGUGAGUAUUGUCCUGGGUAUUCCAACAGUUCGACGCGAAAAGCAAUCCUAUUUGCUUGGCACACUGCACAAUCUCAUUGAGAACAUGAACGAGGAGGAGCAAAAUGAGACGCUCAUCAUUGUGUACAUUGGCGAAACGGACUUGGAUGCUGUGCAGCUGAUAGCUAAGCAAAUUGAGACGAGUUUUGAAAUGCACGUGGAGAGCGGACUUAUAGAUAUUAUUGCGCCAGCGCCCAGUUAUUAUCCAAAUUUUGAGCGACUGCGCAUCACGCUUAACGAUCCCUUGGAGCGUGUAAAAUGGCGUAGCAAGCAAAAUCUGGAUUUUGCUUAUCUUAUGGCCUACGCCCAUUCCAAGGGCACCUUCUACGUGCAGCUGGAGGAUGAUAUAUUGACCAAGCGACAGUUUAUCACCACCAUGAAGAAGUUUGCACUGAUCAAGAGUGCUUUAACGAAGCCAGAUCAGCCGGCCUGGUUUGUUUUGGACUUUUGUCAGCUUGGUUUCAUUGGCAAAAUGUUCAAGAGUGCUGAGCUACCCUAUUUGAUAACUUACUUUCAAAUGUUCUACAAUGAUAAGCCCGUUGAUUGGCUGCUCACGUACUUUAUUGAAUCGAAGGUCUGUCGAACAGAUAAGGAUCAGAAGCAUUGCAAUCUAGAGAAGGCCAAGUACUGGCAACAUUUUCGCAAAUCCCUGUUCCAGCACAUUGGCACCAGCUCCUCGCUAAAGGGUAAAGUACAAAAGCUUAAGGACAAACAGUUUGGCAACAAAGUGCCCACAUUCUUUGCACACACACACAAUCCUCCGGCUACGGUUAAAUCGAAUAUAGCGCCAUAUAAAAAUUUCGUGCUUAAGCGCGCGUAUCGCGGUGAAUCCUAUUUCUGGGGUCUCCUUCCACAGCCCGGUGAUUUGGUGCAGUUCAUCUUUGAGCAGCCAACGCUGCUGCGUCGCUAUUUGUUUCGCAGCGGCAAUUCGGAGCAUCCGUCGGAUCGUUUCUACAACACGACCGUGGAGCUGUUACCCGCCGAUAGUCUGAGCGAGAAUUCGUCCGUUUGGAGCACAUACAAUACCACAACGGAUGGGUAUCUUGUGGUGGGCGCUUUUGAUAGCCUAGGCGUGGCUGAAGGCCUGCUCGAUCCGAAGAUUGGUGCCAUCAAGGAGCUGCGUUUGCACGUGCACAGCGAUAGUGAGAACUGGGCGCUGAUUAGCGAGAUUGAGCUGCAGGAAUUGGGAAAUAAUGCCAGCAAUUCUGAAGCAAAUGCGGCUAAGCCACGUUUCGAGGCAGGCAGCUGAUUGUUGCAUCGCCAUCGGCAGCUGAAUGAUAAUUAAACUGAAGAUUAACACUCAAAUAUUGAUGUAAUUCUAUUCCCCAUAUUCUAUGUGUUUUGUAAAAUCUCUAAUUGUGUAUUCGUGUGUGCCUGUGUGGAUGUAUAACUGUGUGUAUAUUUUUUGAGCGCUACUUUUAAUGCCUACCAUCUAAAUGUGUAUAUAAUUAACCCCCCAGGUAUAUAUUUAUAAUGAUUAACUGUAUAAUGAAUAAUUGUAAUGCAAAAAGGUUUACACGUGUACCAGAUAUUACGUACAUUUUAUACAUUCAUUUGUAAAACAUCAAAAUUAAGACACAUUUUUUUUUUUGUUUCUUAGAAUUAUGUUACGUGUAAACUAUACUAAACUGCAAAGCAGCGUUUACACGUCACAGCUAUUUUGAGAAAUAUGGUAAUAAUGUUUUUAAGCAACGCCAUGAAAUUAAAGUUUUUGAAAUUAAAGUAAAUAAUUCAAUGCUAAUAUCUGUCACGUGUGAAUCGAAGCUCUAACUGGUAACUGUUUAAUGUCAUCUUUAUAGUCAUCAUGACAUCGUGAACGCAUAAAACUUGAACACGAUUCCUCAUUGUAUUCCCGCAUAUACCAAGUGCCCCCUUUCCAUAUAUACAUUUUAUACAUCAAUCUAUGUAACUGAAAGCGUUUUGUUAUCAAAUCUGUAUACACUAAUUAUGUUGUUAUCAAUUUCUCGUUAUUUUCUAUGCAUUUCUUAGUAAUAACUUUAAGUGUUAUCUUUAUUGAUUGGCCACUAUUUUGAAUCCAAACAUUCCAAUUGUUUCCUGUUGCUGAACUUUAGAUGUUUAAUGAAAACAUGUACGAGUAUUCAUACGAAUCUCAUUAAUAUUUCUGUUAUAUUCAUUUGUUUCUAUUCUUAUUGUUUACUUUUAAAUUUUAUUUGAGCUACAGUUACAUAUCAAUCGCAGCUAAUACAAGUAAACUCAAGCCAUAAAAAUCGAAUUAGUACGUAAUAAAUAAUAUUAAUAAAAUAUUCAACCUAUUCAUACUUGUAUUCAUCGUAAGGGACAUUUUUAGCAUUGUUGCUUUUUACUGUGAUUUGUUAAUAAUUUAUGCAUAAACCAUGAAAUAAUACAAAACAACUAAUACAUUAUAAUAAUGUGCGUUUUUAAUAAAUAAUAACGAAAAUUGCUGAUUAGAAAACUAAAUUUAAAAAAAAAACAAAGUUUUUUACACAAUAAAAGAAUUGUAAUUAAAUUGAUUAACAAUUGGAUUUGCCAAAUUUAUUAUAGCGAAUAAAAGAGAUUGAUAUAUGUUUACACUUUGUUCCUCU